UAAUUUGACACACAGCAUAAAGAAGGACCAAACCUUGCCUUUCCUGGGCUUCCUACUUCACCAUCAUGCCUGAUUCAUGCCAUCCGUUUUGGGGCAGCACUUACAUUCGUGAGCAACCGUCUACAAGAAUGAAAUGCGCUAGGAGGAAGAUUAGAACCAGAACACCGACAAGCACCCGGGAAGCCCACCCAGGACUGCAGCUACUGGAAAUGAGCCAGGGAGCUGCUCUAUGAAGGGCUGUUCUUGACCUCAGCACAUAUUGUGCUGAUAAAAUAUGGCUUGAGGGAUGUAUCAGCUUCACAGGGGAGCAGAGUCCAUUGGCUCAUACACUAUGGAAACUUUUUUCUGGCUGCUGGGAUCCACCUACAAAAAAUACUGCAGUUUGGCCCUGCCAGGAAAGUCAGAAAUUUCACGGGAGUGCAAUGCUGCAGGAGACAGGAAACGGAGCCAUUCUUGCCUGUCAGUCAGUCCCAUGGUGGAAGAAGGAGAAUGUGGACACAGUCCCCAGAAGAACCCCACAAGGCAGGUGUCCCUGGACUCCGUACAAGGGUUGACAAAAGGUCUAAAGGAGAAAGAGGUCUCCCCAAAGAGACUGCAGAUCCUUCUGGUGGGGAAAACAGGAAGUGGGAAAAGUGCAACAGGAAAUAGCAUCCUUGGCAGGCAAGUAUUUGAGUCCAAAAUCAGCGCUAGACCAGUGACCAGGACCUUCCAGAAGGGGAGUAGAGAGUGGGCUGGAAAGGAGCUUGAGGUGAUCGACACCCCAGACAUUUUGUCACCUCAGGACAAACCUGAGGUAGCAGCUGAAAAGAUCUGUGGAGUCUUGGCCUCUCCGGGGCCCCAUGUUGUGCUCCUGGUGAUUCAGGUGGGCAGGUACACUGCAGAAGACCAGGAAGCUGCCAGGCGCCUCCAGGAGAUCUUUGGAAAAGGGAUCCUGGCUUACACCAUUCUGGUGUUCACUCGGAAGGAAGACCUGGACGAGGGCUCGUUGGAAGAAUAUAUCCAAGAGAACAACAAUAAGAGCCUGGAUGAUCUGGAUGUUGCAUGUGAGAGGCGACACUGUGCCUUCAACAACAGGGCACGAGGGCAUGAGCAGGAGAAACAACUGAAGGACCUUAUGGAGAAAAUUGAAAUUAUCUUGUGGGAAAAUGAGGGCCACUGUUACACCACAGAACUUCCAAAUGUUUCCAGCAAAACAGUUUAACCACAGAGCAAGGUUUGAGGAGGAAUCCCUCAAGAACUCCUGGCUGGAAAGGCUGUCCCAGAUCCAGAUGGCCUCUGAGAAGACCUGAAGGUACCUGAUAGGGAGGGCAUCCAUACAAGCGCAGACUGGCCAUAAGCAGGAGUGUCUUAGUGAAGAGACACUAUGACCAUGGCAACUCCUACAAAAGAAAGCAUUUAGUUAGGGCUUGCUUACAGUUGCAUGGCAGGGAGCAUGGCAGGGAGCAUGGCGGCAGGCAGGCAGACCUGGUGCUGGAGAAGGAGCUGAGGGUUCUACAUCCCCAUCCACAGGCAGCAGGAAGGGGGAGACUCUGGGUUUGGAAUGGGCUUUUUGAAAUCCCACCCCCAGUGACAUCCUUCCUUAAACAAGGCCACACCUCCUAAUCCUGUCAAAUAGUGCUACUCCCUGAUGACCAAGUAUUCAAAUCUGUGAGCCUAUGGGGAUCGUUCUCACUCAAACCAGCACAAGAACAUUCCACCAGCAGCUGCACCCUGUGUCCAGCCCUUGUUGCCUGCUCCCUGGUCAGAUGCGGCAGUGGGGUGAGGCCUCAGUUCAGGGAUCCCAGGUGCAUUCUGUGUCCAGAUACAUAGCUUCUUUCUGAGCACAUGGGCACAGUGCCCUGACAGGGGAGCUUCUGUGUAGCC
Messenger RNA from Cricetulus griseus (Chinese hamster), 1863 nucleotides. NCBI's taxonomy places the organism in Eukaryota, Metazoa, Chordata, Mammalia, Rodentia, Cricetidae. The record is from RefSeq and is a predicted model, not a curated record.